AUGGAUUCGCUGCAGGCCACCACUUUUGCAAAUACGUUCCUCGUGACUAGAAACGGUGGGGGGCCCGUGUUAAGGGUCGUAGGACCCGAGGAAACUCGAAAGAAGCGGCCGCACCGGUGUGACGAGGGCGAUCCGUGCAGGAACUGUGUCAAGCGGAAGGAGACCUGCGUCCGAGCCAGGCCGUUGUCAUCCAGCCAGGAUGGGAGCGCUUCUCCGCCACCCGAGCUACCCUGGCGGACGCUCUCCGAGCCCGAGUGUGGCCCAAUCAAUCUUCUGCACAUGGAGCUUCUGCACCACUUUGAGCAGCACACCGUCCACACGCUGCCGUUCGAACCGGUGUGGCCCCGGAUGCUGCAGCUAGCCUUUCAGAAUCACCAUCCGCGCCCGCUGGAUCUGUCGGGCGACCGGCUCUACUGGCUGUCGACGGGCGUGCGCCAGAUCUUCUUCAUGGCCUGGCCGCUGUUCCAGGACCGCCGGUCCGUCUUCGCGCACGUCGCCGUGCUCCAGCCGUGCAUGGCGCUCGAGGACGCCGUCCACGCGCUGGGGCUGAACUGGCAGCGGCAUGUGCGCGGGUUUAUGGCGCUGUACGAGAACUCGCGGUAUCGAGGGGGCAGGAACGCGUUUUGCUCUGCAGGGACGUCACAGACGCAGUCACCGCCUUCAUCCGCGUCGUCGUCGUCGUCGUUGUCCUCGAGGGACGGGUCGCUGACCACCCCGAUUACCGGUUCGUCCGCGUCCACGCCAGGUGGCGCCGGGAGCGAUACUAGUAUCGCGGCGGCGUACCUGGAGGGCUUGCUGCCGAGCCUGCCGUCGUCGUCGGCGCCGCCGUACAAGGUGAUGACGCUGUGGCAGAGCUACAAGGAGGGCGAGGCCUACGUCAGGAGCGCGGGGGCGCACGACGAGGCGCUGACGCGGGCGGCGUACAGGCGGCUUGCGGCGCGUCUUGCGGUCGCUAUGGCCUUCGUGUCGGAGGGGCCCGGCGGCGGCUGUGCGGCAUCCGGCAUGUCGGCGGGCGGGGUACCUGGUGGUGGUUGUCGCCGGCUCGAGGUGAGGCGGAGCGAUCUGGUGCGGUAUGUGACGACGAUCCCCAUGAUGUGUUUCGGACCGCUGCUGGCGCUUAUCUCUGGCGGGGACUCGCGCAUGCUCGUCCUGCUGUUCCACGUCUAUCGCAUUGUGGCGGCGCUGCUACCAGGCGAAACAUAUUGGUGGUGUAGGCGGCGUGUGGAAGUCAUGCAGGAGGCCAUUGGGCGCGAGUUGCGGAGUAGAGGCUUGGAAGUGUGCCUCAGGAGACAAAGCGAAGUCUAG
Molecule: messenger RNA, 1305 nt
Organism: Thermothielavioides terrestris NRRL 8126
Lineage: Eukaryota; Fungi; Ascomycota; Sordariomycetes; Sordariales; Chaetomiaceae
Exons: 3
Coding region: 1-1305 (434 amino acids)
Biological process (GO): regulation of DNA-templated transcription
Molecular function (GO): DNA-binding transcription factor activity, RNA polymerase II-specific; zinc ion binding
Source: RefSeq, a predicted model, not a curated record